This is a messenger RNA of Lotus japonicus, 1077 nucleotides long. RefSeq lists its product as uncharacterized. The record is from RefSeq and is a predicted model, not a curated record. Lineage: Eukaryota; Viridiplantae; Streptophyta; Magnoliopsida; Fabales; Fabaceae. The transcript has a single exon. Bases 1 to 1077 code for a protein of 358 amino acids.
AUGCAGAUGCUAGUUCUGGACUCAUACGGCGGAGAUUCGGAUCCUAAGGAUCAUCUCCUGUAUUUCAACACAAAGAUGGUGAUCAGCGUGGCGUCGGAUGUGGUGAAGUGUAGGAUGUUCCCUUCAACAUUCAAGUCGACGGCGAUGGCAUGGUUCACAACUUUGCCGCGCGGUUCGAUUUCGAAUUUUUGUGACUUUUCCUCGAAGUUCUUAGGGCAAUUUUCCGCGAAUAAGAUUCAGCAAGGGACGAUAAACGAACGGUAUAACAUUCGCCAGCGAGAGGGUGAAUCUUUGAAGAAGUAUAUGGCGUGUUACAGUGCAGCGUCGGUAAAGGUAGAGGAUGAGGAACCGCGUACUUGCGCUCUAGCGUUCAAGAACGGUUUGUUACCUGGUUCGUUGAACAACAAACUGAGUAGGAAGCCAGCCCGAUCCAUGGCGGAAAUGCUCUCUCGGGCUAGUACAUAUAUCCUGGACGAGGAGGACGAUGCAUUCAAGCGCAAACGUGCAAGAAUGGAAAAAGACAGGGCACCGACCAAGCAUUCGGGAAAAGACAAGUAUAGUAGUGAGAGGGGCGAAGGAAGUUGGUGCAAGGAGGAAAAGGGGAAGUUGGCGGCAAAGCCAACUAGAGAGCAGCUGUACCCGCUGAGAGAAGAUUAUGAGCGUCGUCGUCCUUGGCAGUCGCAGAGGUAUCCACACCGGCGAGAUGAGGCAGAUAUGGUGCUUAACACAAACCUUACAGAUAUGUUUCGCGAGGCUAAGGCUGCAAGUUUAGUUGAUGAACCCGAGGCGCCAAGGUACCAACCGCGGGGCGCAGAUCCGAACAAAGGGUGUAAGUAUCACCCUUCGAUAGGGCACGACACCGACAGUUGCUGGACUUUAAGACAGGGCAUUUCAAGCGAUACGGUCGGAGAGAUGAUCGCCAACGCGAUGACCAUCAAUAUGAUGAUCACCGGCACGAUGAUCGCCGGGGCAGUGAGCGAAGACAUGAUGAUCCGGCGGAAGAACAGAAAAAGGAAACGCAGGCGGUCCAUGAGACCCCUUUUGGAUUUGAGCACCCAGACAUUACGAUCUCGAUGA